Messenger RNA from Aureococcus anophagefferens, 599 nucleotides. RefSeq names its product expressed protein. The transcript has 2 exons. Bases 42 to 536 code for a protein of 164 amino acids. The record is from RefSeq and is a predicted model, not a curated record. NCBI's taxonomy places the organism in Eukaryota, Pelagophyceae, Pelagomonadales, Pelagomonadaceae.
GGCUGCUCUGUCACUCGGGCCGCCGUCGCAGCGAGUCGAUCAUGGCGAAGCAAGGGAAGGGCGGCAGAGGCAACAACAAGAAGGGCGGCGGCGCCAAGUCUCCGGCUAAGAAACAGCAGAACAACAAGGCCAAGCAAGGGAAUGGCAAGAAGACGAUGAAGGUCGUCGUCGCGACGAAGAAGCCCGCGGCCGCCGGCAAGAAGUCGCCCGGCAAGCAGCAGGGCAAGAAGCAGGGCGGCCGCGGCGGCGGCGGCGGCCGCGGCGGCGGCAAGAAGGCCGGCGGCCGCGGCGGCGGCCGCGGCAAGGGCGGCAAGGGCGAGAAGGAGAAGUCGAAGACGGCGGAGGAGCUCGAGGCGGAGAUGGACGCCUACUGGUACAAGAGCGACCCGGGCAAGGCGCUGGACAGCCAGAUGGACAACUACUGGACGUCGCCGCCGCCGGCCGUCGAGGAGCCCGCCGCCGAGGAGCCCGCCGCCGAGGAGGCCGCGGAGCCCGCGGCGGAGCCCGAGGCCGAGGCCGAGGCCGCCGCCGCGUGAGCGACGAGCCGAAACCCGCGGGGUCCGCCGGCGCCGCGGCCCCGCGACGACCGAGCGCGCGCG